AUGGAUCCGUCUGAGACUACCGAGACUGUGGACGUGGCCCCGCCUGCCCCCAAGAAGAAGCUCAAGUACGUACCCGCUAUACCCAGCAAGGCCGCUCAUGUGGUCAUCUCGGUCUCUUAUGUGCCAUACGUCUUCUCCAUGGCCUCGAACAGCUCGGCUGACUAUCGGAUCUGUUGUGCUUGCCCCGAGACCAAGAAGAUCCGCGAUCAGUGCCUCGUCAAGUUCAACGAGGACAAGUGCGCCGAGUACAUCGAGGCCCACAAGAUCUGCCUGCGUAAGGAGGGCUUCAACGUUUGA
Messenger RNA from Thecamonas trahens ATCC 50062, 297 nucleotides. RefSeq lists its product as uncharacterized. Gene Ontology annotation, cellular component: mitochondrial intermembrane space. Gene Ontology annotation, molecular function: copper ion binding; copper chaperone activity. The transcript is spliced from 2 exons. NCBI's taxonomy places the organism in Eukaryota, Apusomonadida, Apusomonadidae. The coding region runs from base 1 to 297 and encodes 98 amino acids. The record is from RefSeq and is a predicted model, not a curated record.